AAUGCGGUUCCUCCCUUUGAAUACCUACUUAAACACUCCAUCUCACCCUCAAACAUCUCCUUCUUUCUUCCAUCAUACAACUCCAUCAACUCUCUCUUCACCAUAACUUCUUUUGAUUCUCAAUAAAUCUUCAUCUACAAUAUCAUCUACUUCCAUCAAAAGAUUAAUACUACGAAAACAUCAUCAUGCAGAUCUUCGUUAAGACUCUCACCGGAAAGACCAUCACCCUUGAGGUUGAAUCUUCUGAUACCAUCGACAACGUCAAGGCCAAGAUCCAGGAUAAGGAGGGAAUCCCACCUGACCAACAGCGUUUGAUUUUCGCCGGAAAGCAACUUGAGGAUGGUCGCACUUUGAGUGAUUACAACAUCCAAAAGGAGUCCACUCUCCAUCUUGUUCUCCGCCUUCGUGGUGGUAUGCAAAUCUUCGUCAAGACCCUGACUGGUAAGACUAUUACUCUUGAGGUUGAGUCUUCCGAUACCAUCGACAAUGUCAAGGCCAAGAUCCAAGACAAGGAAGGCAUUCCUCCCGAUCAACAGCGUUUGAUUUUUGCCGGUAAACAACUCGAGGACGGUCGUACCCUCUCCGACUACAACAUUCAAAAGGAAUCAACCUUACAUUUGGUCCUUCGUCUUCGUGGUGGUAUGCAAAUCUUCGUCAAGACCUUGACUGGAAAGACCAUUACAUUAGAAGUAGAAUCGUCAGAUACUAUUGAUAACGUCAAGGCUAAGAUCCAAGAUAAGGAGGGUAUCCCACCCGACCAACAACGAUUGAUCUUUGCUGGAAAGCAGCUGGAGGACGGCAGAACCCUUUCGGAUUACAACAUUCAAAAGGAAUCCACAUUGCACUUGGUGCUCCGUCUUCGUGGUGGUCAAUAA
Molecule: messenger RNA, 875 nt
Organism: Botrytis byssoidea
Lineage: Eukaryota; Fungi; Ascomycota; Leotiomycetes; Helotiales; Sclerotiniaceae
Exons: 3
Coding region: 186-875 (229 amino acids)
Biological process (GO): protein ubiquitination; modification-dependent protein catabolic process
Cellular component (GO): cytoplasm; nucleus
Molecular function (GO): ubiquitin protein ligase binding; protein tag activity
Source: RefSeq, a predicted model, not a curated record